AUGGAAGUAAUUAUAGGAAGUGAUCAUGCUGGUUUUCCAUUAAAAGAAAUUGUAAAAAAGUACUUAAUUGAAAAAGGAAUUAAAGUAAAUGAUAUGGGUACUUAUUCUACUGAAAGAUGUGAUUAUCCUGAUUUUGCUGAAAAAGUUGCACGUGAAGUUGUUAAAACUGGAAAAAAAGGUAUUUUAGUCUGUGGAAGUGGAAUUGGAAUUUCUAUAGCUGCAAAUAAAAUUAAUGGUGUUAGAUGUGCUCUUUGUCAUGAUCAUUAUACUGCUGUAAUGUGUAGAAGACAUAACGAUGCUAAUAUUAUUGCUUUUGGUGCUAGAGUUAUUGGUUCUGAUAUUGCAACUGAUAUGGUAGAUGUUUUCUUAUCUACUCCUUUUGAUGGAAUGCAACAUACUGCUCGUGUUGAAAAAAUUCAUAAAUUAGAACAAAAUCAUUAA
This is a messenger RNA of Entamoeba histolytica HM-1:IMSS, 441 nucleotides long. RefSeq names its product ribose 5-phosphate isomerase, putative. Gene Ontology annotation, molecular function: isomerase activity. Lineage: Eukaryota; Evosea; Mastigamoebida; Endamoebidae. Gene Ontology annotation, biological process: carbohydrate metabolic process. Bases 1 to 441 code for a protein of 146 amino acids. The record is from RefSeq and is a predicted model, not a curated record. The transcript has a single exon.